CGAGGAUCGAAACGAGUACGUUGUUGGAUCAAUCGACGGUGCUUAGCACCGAUCGACACCAAAGACCGCGAGCGAGCACACGGUGGGUAGAUAACUAGAUACGGUGUCGUCGCACGCGUUCGUUCGGGAGGAUCCAUUGCGUUGGACCGGACCGGACGAGCCGAGCUUUAACCCUCGUUUCCUUCCCCUCCGGUUAAAGAGUCGAGGAUGGCCGAUGUCAAACAGGAUCACAAGGGCGAGGACGUUGACAGCUAUGGGAUGGGCAACAGCGCCGACCCGAAGAACAUGCAGGAGCUGACGCAAUACGUGCAAACGCUGUUGCAGAACAUGCAGGACAAGUUUCAAACCAUGUCUGACCAGAUCAUAGGAAGAAUAGAUGAAAUGGGCAAUAGAAUAGACGACCUGGAAAAGAAUAUCGCAGACCUAAUGACACAAGCAGGAGUCGAAGGAGGUGAUAAAUAAGCUCAUUCUUUCUUCAAUGCACUCAUCUAUGAGUAAUAAUUUAUCUGAAGUAUCGCUAUACUUUAUUGUCAUGGAAAAAAAAAUGUAUACAGAUAGUGAGAUAUCCAUCCCUUUGUUACAAUACAGAAAAUAAACUUACACUUUUUUAGAAA
This is a messenger RNA of Acromyrmex echinatior (Panamanian leafcutter ant), 614 nucleotides long. RefSeq lists its product as uncharacterized. Gene Ontology annotation, biological process: cellular heat acclimation. Gene Ontology annotation, cellular component: cytosol; nucleus. Lineage: Eukaryota; Metazoa; Arthropoda; Insecta; Hymenoptera; Formicidae. The record is from RefSeq and is a predicted model, not a curated record. Gene Ontology annotation, molecular function: transcription corepressor activity.